Messenger RNA from Moneuplotes crassus, 844 nucleotides. The record is from the annotation of a GenBank genome assembly. Lineage: Eukaryota; Ciliophora; Spirotrichea; Euplotida; Euplotidae.
UUUAUAUUAGAAAUGGGAAAUUUUAAUGGAAGUAGUCGUAAAGAGGGAAUAUUGGAGAGAGCGAAGGAGGAAAACGAGAGUGAGAAGGCCCUUCAAAGGCAAAAUGUGGGGAAAGAGGUUGAAGUAACGAAAAAUUUAAUUGUGAAGCAUUAUAAGACCUGUAUGACUUGUGAUAAUGAUGGGUAUUUAAACUUUAUGGUAGAUCUGGUAAAAACAAGAGAUUCAUUAUUUUUGAAAGAAUUUUCAAAGGCUAGCAAGUGCUUUCCUUGAUAUACAAAGCUGGAUGUCUCAUGAACUGAUUUAAAAGCCUUGAAAACAGCCAAUAAGUAUUUGUUCAAACAUGGCUUGCACCCAACAAUUUUAAAGCUAAAUUUGUCGAUUUCAAAUUCGAAAAAUUCUAACUCAACUAUCUACUCCAAACCUUUGACCAAGAUUCUUCCUUUUAUCCAAAAAUCUGUCGAAAUUUCUUGGAUGAAUAUAUCUAAAAGAAACUUUCAGUCUUGGAUUCUCAAAUGUAGCCAUAUUCCAAAUCUAAAGUUCUUCUUUUGUUCGAUUGAGGUCUUGAGACUCCAGUUUAAAGAUACCAUUAGAUACAAGAUUGAGAAUCUUGUCUUACAUGGAUGUCGAACUUCAACUAAAGUAGGGAUGCUUGAGUACCAGGAAGGAUAUACAGAUAUAAUAAGAGCUAUUUCUUCUUGAUCAAUGAGAGACUCCUUAAAGACUCUGCAAGCAGGGUCUUGUGCAGAGCACAAGACUAGGAUUCAGAAGAUUUUGGAGGAAUUUGGAAUGGAUAGAGUCAAGAUGGAGGGAUUUUAGAGAUCAAGGUUGGAGAAUUUGGGGUUUU